This is a messenger RNA of Etheostoma spectabile (orangethroat darter), 1340 nucleotides long. RefSeq names its product leishmanolysin-like peptidase 2. Gene Ontology annotation, biological process: cell adhesion; proteolysis. The record is from RefSeq and is a predicted model, not a curated record. The coding region runs from base 1 to 732 and encodes 243 amino acids. Gene Ontology annotation, cellular component: membrane. Lineage: Eukaryota; Metazoa; Chordata; Actinopteri; Perciformes; Percidae. The transcript is spliced from 8 exons. Gene Ontology annotation, molecular function: metalloendopeptidase activity.
AUGCAGACUGGAUCUUCUGAAGCCUCAGGUGGAGGAGCUACGUUUGGUUCCCUGUCAACCUGUCGAAACACGUCUUCAUAUUUUUUCUGCACCGGCAGUGGAUUUGGGUGUCAUUAUCUUCACCUCCACAAGGGGGAGUGCCAGACUGAUCAAUACCUGGAGGGAUGUCGAGUGUACAAACCACUCAAGAAUGGAAGUGAAUGUUGGAUAGAGAAAAAUGGCGGAGAUGAAGACUGGAGCGGGGAGAUCUUUGGUGUUCACAGCCGUUGCUUCUUCUCCAACCUGACCAGACAGAACCAGACGGAGCUCAGCAGCUCUGUGGAGGGACGUUGUUACAGACACAGGUGUACUGGCCUGAACCGGUACCAAAUCCAGGUGUCUGGCUCUGAAUGGAUGGACUGUCCAGCAGGGGACAACAUUCAGAUAAAAGGAUACCAGGGUUUAGUUCACUGCCCUGACAGGAGGUUAUGUGUGUACGCUGACAUUGCCCCCCCAUCAGACGUUCUCACUACAUUUCCUGUUUCUAUUUCAAGUGAUCCGUGUGAGACUUUAACUGCAGUCCAGACCGGGAGCUGGUCGCCCCUCAGACUCCCUGCAGAGCUCCCUGUAGUCCCGGCGCUCGGCGUCUCUGCUGCUGUGUGUCUCCUGGCUGCAGCCCUGCUGUCUUUCAGGAAAUGUUGUUCCUGCAAGGUCAGGAUCCACACUGCCCCAGAGGAUCACACUGAUCUGUAGCAAACACUACCUUUUAAAAUGUUGAGUGUAAACUUGGAUUUUUAUGGCUUGUUUUUUUUUCAGGCUAAAUGAUCAUUUUAAUGUGAAAGAGAAAUAAAUCAUACAAAAUAACGGUAGAUUUUAUUUAGAAUUUAUCAUGAACAUUGUUUGCAGUGGACAAUCAAUUAUCAAAUGUAAACUAAGUAUAAACCAUCUAAAACUUGAUAUAAUCUAAAAAUAAACCAACACUUAUUUUAAAAAUAAGUUUUUAGCUGUAUUUUUUAUGUUGUAUUUUCUACAUUUUACCAGCUAAAUGUAAUUGCAAUUAGCUGAAAGGAAAACUGUAAUUGCUAAUAAUUUGAUGGGGUGUAAUAGUAACAACUUUGUAAAUGUUGUAAAUGUCAAAAAUAUUUUAAGAGUAAUAAUAAGGUUUCUAAAUAGUGUCUGGUAUCUAAAUGAACUUUUGUAAAAAGCUUUUUUCACUUUGUUGAUAUAGACCUUCUUAUGAGUAACAGUAUCAGUAGCCCAACACAUGUCCUUGAUUAAUGAAUUGAGAUUCACACUUUACAGUUCAAAACAUCAUACCUCCUUUUCAUGUACAAUUUCAAAGUCAGCCAGAAGGUGACAGA